Messenger RNA from Ylistrum balloti, 705 nucleotides. Its product is annotated as homeobox protein HMX3-A-like. Gene Ontology annotation, cellular component: nucleus. Lineage: Eukaryota; Metazoa; Mollusca; Bivalvia; Pectinida; Pectinidae. Bases 1 to 705 code for a protein of 234 amino acids. Gene Ontology annotation, molecular function: RNA polymerase II transcription regulatory region sequence-specific DNA binding; DNA-binding transcription factor activity, RNA polymerase II-specific. Gene Ontology annotation, biological process: regulation of transcription by RNA polymerase II. The record is from RefSeq and is a predicted model, not a curated record. The transcript is spliced from 2 exons.
AUGAGUGGUGACGACGAAUCCUCUCAUACAGAACAGACGAACUCUCCUGAACGAAAAACGGGCAAAUCAUUCUUUAUUGAAGACAUCUUAACCAAGGAUACAGAAUCGGAUGCCAGGCGUAAGAGUACGGAGUCAUACUACAGUCCCUACAAGUGCUUUGAGUCAUCGGAACAGAAAUCACCAUGCAGCAGAUCUUACGAAAACGCCUCGACGUGUGGCUGUCGCUCAUGCCAGGAGUUAAGAGAGCACGCGCCACCAAGUUACGUCACUGGAGAAACGACGUCAGGUGUCUCCAUAACGGAGAUCAAUAAUACAGAAACUGUGAAACUUCAAACUGAGCUGGAAUCUUCAAGAAGCAGUUCACAAACAAAUAAUACAAAAUUGAAGAAGAAGACGAGAACAGUGUUUUCAAGGGCUCAGAUAUUUUAUCUAGAAGCCGCAUUUGAUGCGAAACGCUACUUAUCCAGUGCAGAGCGGGCAGAAUUAGCCCUAACUCUCCAUCUCUCGGAGACACAGGUCAAGGUCUGGUUCCAAAAUCGACGAAACAAAUGGAAAUCACAAAUGGCAGAAGAUAACAAAUUUCCAAACAAUCAGGAACCAAAUCAUUUGUACUCUGGUCACCCGUUGGCUCCAAGGUGUCACUUAGGCUUGGGACCGAUUCCUCCAUCCCCACGCCUCUUGAGUCAUCAUAUGCUUUACUUUUGA